CAGUAGCCUACAGACUGGGACUUGACAAACAAACAGUGGAGCUCCUAUGUCUCCAGUCGAGAUUUCAUUAGGAGAAGAUAAAGCUAAUAUUCAAAGGUGGCGAAUUGUUUAGGAUUAUAACCAGGAAGUGCUUGCUGUUUUCUAUCAACGCACUUUAAGACCUGCCCGCUUGCAUGGAGGACAACAGGAUUGGAUUUAAGGACUGGCGAGACAUUGUGUGGAAGGGGAGACAAUAAAGUGGAGCUUAUUUUAGCGCCCCUCCGGGUUCCGGACGUCCUCCGCAGCUGUUAGAUGCGUCUGUACCCUGAUCUGUGACAAUGACUAUGAAAGGCUUGUCGAGUAGCCGGAGACACCAUCACACAGUGACCUGUGACCCCUCCUAUGACUCCAUGACCCUGGGGCGCCAAGCCCGGCCCUACCUGCUGAACCCAGGCGAUGCCCACCCGGCCGACCACCCGUACUAUGCCCAGCGAAGCUCCUUCCAGUCUGAGUGCGGGCCCUACCCUGACCUGGCUAGCAGCACCUUCCCCCGAAGACAAUACAGCUCCCACCACGAACUGAAGGAUGAGUGUGCUGUGGUGCCUUACACCGGAGGCCAAGGGGGAAGCAUUAAGGGGGGCGGUGGUGGAGGAGGAGGAAGCAACAACCGAAUUCCACCGAAUCUUCUGGAGCAGUUUGAGCGGCAGGCGCCGGUGCGGCACGAUGGCUACCACACGCUGCAGUACAAGCGCACAGCGGUGGAGCACCAGCGCAGCGACAGCCCCGGAAGGAUCCGCCAUCUUGUCCACUCGGUCCAGAAACUCUUCACCAAGUCCCACUCCCUGGAGGGCCCAUCGGGGGGCAGGGUGAACGGGGGCAAGGCCAGCCCCGACGACCCGCCCUCCAAUUCAGGCACCCUGAAGCACAGCAGCAAGCGCAGCAAGAGCAAAGACCGCAGUAGGUCGGAGCCCAAGAUGCGCUCGGCCAUCUCAGGCUACUGGAGCUCGGACGACACCCUGGACCGUGAGAUGUGCCUGUACCAUCACCACAGCCCCAGCCCGGGAGGCAUGCCCUCUGGGGUGAUGACCAUGGGCCGCCACCCAGAGAAGUCACAGUCACAGUACUUCAUGGAGCAGUACAACACCAUCAGCGCCCACUCACUGAAAACAUCGCGGAGCAACAAUGACGUCAAGUGUUCUACGUGCGCCGGGUUGCCAGGACUGGGCACGGGCAUGGACGGAACUGGCCAGCUGCUGAAGAAGAGCUCUUGGUCAUCCACACUGACGGUCAGCAGGGCAAGAGAGGUCUACCAGAAGGCAUCGGUCAACCUGGACAAAGCCCUUGUCAAGGCUGAGACCUGCCAGCAGGGGGGCCGCCCAACCUUUCAAUUCCUCCAGGUGCCCCAGGACGAGUGGAGUGGGGGAUUCUCGCCCCUGGGGAAGGAUGAGGAGAUCCCAUGUCGGCGGAUGCGCAGUGGCAGCUACAUCAAGGCCAUGGCAGAAGAAGACAGCGGUGACUCAGACUGCAGCCCCAAGCCCUCGCCAAAGGUGCAGGCACGCCGGGCCAGCUACCUGAAGGCCACACAGCCAUCGCUCACCGAGAUGACCACCCUCAAGAUCUCCACUGACUCGCAUUCUCCCAAGUUGCAGAUCCGGAGCCACAGCUACCUGCGGGCGGUGAGUGAGGUUUCCAUCAAUAGAAGCCUGGACAGCUUGGACCCGGCAGGGCUCCUGGCCUCGCCCAAAUUCCGCUCGCGAAAUGAGAGCUACAUGAGAGCCAUGAGCACCAUCAGCCAGGUGAGCGAGUUGGAGGUAAACGGGCAGAUCGAAGCAGUGUGCGAGUCCGUCUUCAGUGAGAUGGAGUCCCAGGCGGUGGAUGCCCUGGACCUCCCCAUGUCGGGCUGCUUCCGUAUGCGAAGCCACAGUUACGUCCGUGCAAUCGAGAAGGGUUCUUGCUCCCAAGAUGAGGAGGGCAUGGUGGGGGGCAACAUGAGGGCUAUCCCACCCCCCCGGACGACCACCACCGUUAGGACCAUCCAGAGCAGCACAGGUCAAUGA
This is a messenger RNA of Oncorhynchus gorbuscha (pink salmon), 2036 nucleotides long. Its product is annotated as disks large-associated protein 1-like. Gene Ontology annotation, molecular function: molecular adaptor activity. The record is from RefSeq and is a predicted model, not a curated record. Bases 318 to 2036 code for a protein of 572 amino acids. The transcript has 7 exons. Gene Ontology annotation, biological process: signaling. Gene Ontology annotation, cellular component: postsynaptic specialization; glutamatergic synapse. Lineage: Eukaryota; Metazoa; Chordata; Actinopteri; Salmoniformes; Salmonidae.